AUGCACACGGCGGUGCUGACCGGAGAGGACUUCCACUACUUGGCGCAUGUCCGGCGGCUGGGCCCCGGCGACACCAUUCCGGCGAGUACGCCGGACGGCUCGCGCUUCGCGAUGACCGUCCGGGAACGGGGCCGCGACCGGCUGUCCGUCACGCUGCGCCCGAUCGGUGAUGGAGCAGCGCCGCCGGCCUUGCCGAUGACCGUCGCCCAGGCGGUCGUCAAGCCGGCGGCGAUGGAUCUCAUCGUCCGGCAGGCGACCGAGCUCGGCGUGCGACGCAUCGUCCCGGUGCUGACCGAACGAUCGAUGCCGGCCAGCCACGCGCAUCCGCGCCUGCCACGCUGGCAGCGGAUCGGACGCAGCGCCAGUCAGCAAAGCGGCCGCGGACCGCUGCCUGCGAUCGAGGCGCCCCGCAGCCUUGCGGAUGUUCUGCAGGCGACUCCGGGCACAGCCGGCAAGCUGGUCUUCCAGCCUCCGCCACGCGGGGAUGCGGAUAUCGACCUGCCGGAUGCGCUCGAUCCGGCCCACCCGGUCUGGCUGCUGCUGGGCCCGGAAGGCGGCUUUGCCGGCCCGGAGCUUGAUCACAUCGCCGGCGCGGGCUUCCGCCGCUGCGCGCUGGGAGCCACCGUGCUGCGGGCGGAGACCGCAGUGGUAGCGGCGGUCAUGGCCGUGCGCCUUCUGUGGCAUCGAGCCGCGCCGCAGCCGCAGCCGGACCUGGGAGAAGCGAUGCGGUGA
Geodia barretti is the source of this 732-nucleotide messenger RNA. The record is from the annotation of a GenBank genome assembly. NCBI's taxonomy places the organism in Eukaryota, Metazoa, Porifera, Demospongiae, Tetractinellida, Geodiidae.